AUGUUUUUAAUUUCGAGUGGGCGAAGAAAUUAUUUCCAAUUAAGGAGGAUGUCCAUCCAAGCUGCUUUGAUAGAUCUCAGUGGCACGUUGCAUGUGGAAGAUGAACCGACACCCAAUGCAGUCGAAGCCCUAGUGCGAUUGCGUGACUCCGGGGUAGCGGUCAAGUUCGUUACAAAUACUACCAAGGAAUCAAAGACUACGCUUCAUGAUCGCCUCUGCAAGAUUGGAUUUCAGGUGGACCCCUCGGAGAUCUACAGUUCCCUUAGUGCCGCCGUUUCCUAUGUGGAGAGCGGCAAGCUGAAUCCCUACUAUCUCUUAUCGGAAGAUGCUAGGAAAGAUUUCCCCCCGGAAGAUCCGGAACGUUAUUUUAAUUCCGUAGUAGUAGGUUUGGCGCCCAACGCAUUCAACUAUGAGCAAAUGAACAAGGCUUUCAAGGUUUUACUAGAAAAAAAGGAUAACCAACUGGUGGCUGUUCAUCAAGGGAAGUAUUACAAGCGUGGAGAUGGCCUUGCCUUGGGGCCUGGAUGCUUUGUUAAGGGUCUUGAGUUUGCCACAGGACGAACUGCCAAAGUGAUCGGCAAGCCCAACUCUUACUUCUUUGAGGGCGCCUUGGCUGGACGAGAUCCCUCUUCCUGCGUCAUGAUAGGAGAUGAUGCAACUGACGACAUCGAGGGUGCAAUGAGCGUGGGAAUGCAGGGAAUCCAGGUCAAAACUGGUAAAUAUUUGCCAGGUGUAGUACCAUCCCCGCCAGCCACUGCUUUGGUGGAGAACUUCUCCGAGGCUGUUGAUUGGAUAAUUCAAAAUAAUAAAAAAUAGAUCACCGUUGAACAUAAUUAAAAGAUUGUUAUAUAAAUAUGUAUACAAAUGCUUUUAUUUUAUAAAUAAGCAAAAAAUUCGUAUGAAAUGCUGUUUGGAACAGAUCAACGAUUACCGUUAAGCAGAGUUUUAUCAAAAUUGUGAGUAAAAUAAAGGCAUGGCCGAUCGAAA
Drosophila bipectinata is the source of this 987-nucleotide messenger RNA. RefSeq names its product haloacid dehalogenase-like hydrolase domain-containing protein 2. The record is from RefSeq and is a predicted model, not a curated record. Lineage: Eukaryota; Metazoa; Arthropoda; Insecta; Diptera; Drosophilidae. Gene Ontology annotation, molecular function: phosphatase activity. Gene Ontology annotation, biological process: dephosphorylation.